GCGCCCCUGCUUCGCCAACUACCCGCUCCCGCGCCCGUGCCAGCCGGGGACACGGACGUCCCCGCCACCCGCAGAAGGAGCCGCAGGAGCAGUCGCGGCCGCCGCCGAGCGCCAGCAUCCUCGGGAGAGACGCCCCAGGCUCCGCAGCCGCCUGCCUCGGCCGGCUCUCCGCGCUCUCCCGGCCGUCGCCCCUGCCGGGCCGCCCGCGGGACACCCGGAGCCCCACCUGCCGCGCCCCAGGGCUGCGGGCACAGGGCAGAGAAGGCGCGAGCAGCAGGCGCCCAGGAAACCGCUUCCCCGCGUCUCUGCGCGGCGAGAAAAGCCACAGCCGCGAGCCCCGGCGCUCCCUGCUCCGGGUCCCCAAGUUCAGGGCGACACACCUCAAAGGGCGUCUGUCCCGCGCGGUGAGCUCUUCGGCCGCAUCGGCCCCAGCGGGCCCCCAGGACUCCGAGCGCCUCCGGUGCCCGCACCCCAGGCGCCCUCCCGGGUCCCCGGAGACGGCCCGCGCGCCCCGGCUGGGCCAUGCCCGGGCUGCGCCGGGACCGCCUGCUGACCCUGCUGCUGCUGGGCGCGCUGUUCUCCGCCGACCUCUACUUCCACCUCUGGCCCCAAGUGCAGCGCCAGCUGCGGUCCCGGGAGCGCCCGCCGGGCUGCCCGUGCUCGGGUCGCGCCUCCUCCGCGGCGUCCGCCGCCUCCUCGAACCCCGGCACGAUCGCGCACAACUUUUCCCAAGCCGGGCCCCGGGUCGAGCAGGACGGCGGCGGCCGCAGCGGCUCGCGCUCCAAGCUGCAGGCCCUCUUCGCCCACCCGCUGUACAACGUCCUGGAGGAGCCGCCUCUCCUCGGGCCCGAGGACUCGCUCCUGGCCAGCCAGGAGGCGCUGCGGUAUUACCGGAGGAAGGUGGCCCGCUGGAACAGACGACACAAGAUGUACAAGGAGCAGAUGAACCUCACCUCCCUGGACCCCCCGCUGCAGCUCCGACUGGAGGCCAGCUGGGUCCAGUUCCACCUGGGGAUCAACCGCCACGGGCUGUACCCCAGAUCCAGCCCUUUGGUCAGCAAGCUCCUGAACGACAUGAGGCACUUUCCCACCAUCAGUGCUGAUUACAGCCAGGACGAGAAGGCUUUGCUGGGGGCGUGUGACUGCACCCAGAUUGUGAAGCCCAGCGGCGUCCACCUGAAGCUGGUGCUGAGGUUCUCGGACUUCGGCAAGGCCAUGUUCAAACCCAUGAGACAGCAGCGAGAUGAGGAGACGCCCGCAGACUUCUUCUAUUUCAUUGACUUUCAGAGACACAACGCUGAGAUCGCAGCUUUCCAUCUGGACAGGAUUCUGGACUUUCGACGGGUGCCGCCAACAGUGGGGAGGCUAGUGAAUGUCACCAAGGAAAUCCUAGAGGUCACCAAGAAUGAAAUCCUGCAGAGCGUUUUCUUUGUCUCUCCAGCCAGCAACGUGUGCUUCUUCGCCAAGUGUCCGUACAUGUGCAAGACCGAGUACGCAGUCUGCGGCAACCCGCACCUGCUGGAGGGCUCCCUCUCUGCCUUCCUGCCAUCCCUCAACCUGGCGCCCCGGCUGUCAGUGCCCAAUCCCUGGAUCCGCUCCUACACACUGGCAGGAAAAGAGGAGUGGGAGCUCAACCCCCUUUACUGUGACGCUGUGAGACAGAUCUACCCCUACAACAGCAGCAACCGGCUCCUCAACAUCAUCGACAUGGCCAUCUUUGACUUCUUGAUAGGAAACAUGGACCGUCACCAUUAUGAGAUGUUCACCAAAUUCGGGGAGGAUGGGUUCCUUAUUCACCUCGACAAUGCCAGAGGGUUCGGACGACACUCCCAUGACGAGAUCUCCAUCCUCUCGCCUCUCUCCCAGUGCUGCAUGAUCAAAAAGAAAACACUCUUGCACCUGCAGCUGCUGGCCCAGGCCAACUACAGACUCAGUGACGUGAUGCGGGAGUCUCUACUAGAAGACCAGCUGACCCCAGUCCUCACAGAACCCCACCUCCUGGCCCUGGACCGCAGACUCCAAAUCGUCCUCAAGACAGUGAAGGAGUGCACAGAGGCACAUGGAGAGCAGCGUGUCAUAGCCGACGUCCCAGCACAGCAAUCGGUCCUGGACUCUGGUCAGGCUAACCUGACAAGCUAAGGGCUGGAGAGACAACUGUCAGAAAGCACAGCUGGAGCCAGCGGUGGACUCUGCAGUACAGACCACCGCUUCCUUACUUCCCCCUCCUAAUGCUGGAGGGCAAGUCUCUCGCUCAGGAAGAGGCAGGGCAUGUUUUGAAACAGCAAGUGGGAUCCACUGACCUUGCUCUACGAGAUCACCUCUACAGUGAAUUGCCUUGGCGCCGUCUUUCCCAGAAAGCUCUAGCUCCCUCAAGGCCACAGACUAUCUUCCCAGUGCACUGGCAACCUGCACAUGACUCACAUCUGGAAGGUUUGUAAGUCCUGUUCCCAGGGAAGUUUUAACAGUACCACGUCAAAUAAAAGAACAAGUGGGUAACUGUCCCCUAAGUCCUUAUUCUAUCUACAAGUAAAGGAUAAUUCCCAGCCCAGAUUAUCUUGCAUAUCUCAAACAGCCUCAAAAUCUACAAAUAACUCAGUCUCAAACUGGUUCAAACUAGACUUCACAAUUUCUACUUAUAUUUCAGUCACUGUCCCUACUGAGCGAUAACUUCUCAGAAUAUUAUCACAAAAAAAAUGCAAAUAAAAUAGGAAUUUGCUCUAAACACCAGAAAAGAGAUGUUUCAGUAUGACAAUAUUAAAUACCAACUGAAAAAACAAUGUCAAAAUUAGCAGGCAGUAACAACAGGAGGGAUUCUAAUGGAGGGCAAGCAGGGGAGGUCUUCGAGGUCAGGACAGCACAUGGGUCAGGCCUGUCAGGUUCUAGAGAAAGGCCUGGAGAAAGGAAGGACAAAGACCAGGGCCUGCCGGACCACAAUCCUCCUCCUAUGUCCCAGAAUUGUGGCCUAUGAGAUCCCAAAAGGAACAGGGGGCUAUCUGGAGAGAUGAGGGCCUCUGGAUACCUUCUCCUCGUCUUGACUCAGAAAUAACGACUGAGUUUCUGUCCCAAAUCUGCUUUAAAGGACAGUAGGGAUUCCCUGUCUCCUCCAUUUCUCCCUACUGACUUGUUGACAUCUCAAACUCUAGAACUGGAGAUGUGUUUAUUCCAGAAUUAAUAACUGAAACCACAAAUAACAAUGUAUUCAUUCUACAGAAUGGUUAGUCAACCAGCAAAAAUAAAUGAUCUCAUCAUAUCAACUUCUCUACUGAUAAAGGUUAGUAAAAGGGUGAGGGGAGUAGAGAACAAGGUCAGGAACUAGAAAUGUCAUCCAAGAUUGCAGUGUCCAAAGACAGCCCAAGGAGAAAGGAUAACAGGUACCUCUGACCUACCCUGGUACCCAAUACCGGUACGUUGCCCCUGAGCCUUGUGGUUCCCUAAAAGAUCACUAUGGUUCACUCCAAGUCCACCCACAUUACAGAAACAUAGAGGCUUCCAGUCCUCCCAAACAUACACAUAACCUCCAACCCCUCAAGAAAGAGAACUAAGGCUCAGAGAGAUAAACCACCCGAUCCAAUGGUUUAGACCUGUCCCAAUGGGUUCUUUCCACUGUAAUACAAAAACCCAACCGAGUUACAACCAAUUUAUGGUUAUGUUUGCUGUAGAAAAGAGAAAAAUAGCUUCCUAAUAGAGGAACCUUAAUCCCAGAGACUGCCUCGCAUGGGGUGGCUGAAUGUAGCACAGGACUUCCCACUUCAUCAGCUGUUUCUCCCACUUCAAGUCAUUUUUUUCCCUGAGGAGGGACCAGGAAAUCACCCACAAAGGAAUGCGUGAAAAUAAUCAGGGAAAGACAUUCAAAGAAAGGCACAAAAGGGUUGGGAUUUCCAAACCACAGAACCUCAGGAAGGUGAGUUUCAGCUCCAUCCAACCUGCUACUGCUAUGACGGCAAGCUAGUUUUUGAAGGGUAUAUGAUAUUGUGAUCUACUAUUCAAAAUGAAAGUAACAGAACUAAAUUUGACCAUGAGGUCAAUAUGCCUUAUUAUUCACUCUUUAACAUUCUAUUGUCUUUUUAACAAAAUUAUGAUGAUUCAUCAAAUGGUAUUAAAAAUGUCCUCACAGUACUGAUUAGCAUUCCUUAAUGUUAGAAGGCUGUCAUGUUUUUUUAGAAACUAGUGAGUUCAUCCAAUUUGUUCAUUUUCAACCGCUGCUCAAGUUCCCGUAAACUAUUCUAUGAAAACAUUCCCUGUCACCUCUGACAGCAAACAGAAGAAUGAAAUACGCCAUACAGUACAGAACUUGGUGAUGCAGGGGCUGGAGCAUCUCUGCAGCCUUCUCAAAAACCAGAACAAUUUGAGUCUGAAGACCACAAACCCGUCAAUUCUCUUGGUGUCCUAUAAAGUUGUCUCGGACAUAAAUUAGCAAAUACUGAAAUUCUUCAUUGCUCUGCCAGGAUAGGUUUCCAGAGUUUAUGUUCACUUUGUUUUCAACCCAUCAACAAGCAAUCUUGUUUUCUUGUUCAAGACCCCAUAUUUUAGUCUGCGGAUCUCUUAACGCUGCAUUCACGGCCACCAGUAACCGACUCAGGCCUGAACAAAGCUUAUCUAAUAUGCGUACUUUCUACCUAAGACACAGAACAGCCUUCUUGCACGGAGGCACCUGGUUGGUUAGCCCAGCAGGACUACGGGCCUUUCCAAAUAGGAAAAUCAUCAACAAAAAGCACAAAACUGCAAAGUGGCACUAAGAAGACAAAAAAUAAAUAAAUAAAUAAAUAAACAAACAAACAAAAACCACAUUCACAGUGUGACAGCUGAAACAAAAAUGCGGAGUGUCCCCUUGUUGGAGAUUCCAGCUCUUCACUGCUCUGUGCAAGUCCUCAAAAUGACUGCAAAAGCACUGUGGGUACAGUGGGGGGUUACAAAUAAAUUUAGAAGUAGGCAAAUUUGCAAAUACAGAAUCCAUAAAUGAUGAGGAACAACUCAUUUGAGAUUAAGAUGAUAAAAAAGUUCUCCAUCUAGUGGCAACUUUUAGAAGCACAGACCUACUUAGGCAAAAUUGGCAGAACUUUCAUUCACAAAUCAGUGAUUUUAGUUUCAUGUGGAGUCAUGAAGCCAAAAGUUCUGAAGUUAUGUCAAACAAAUUUCAGCAAUGUACAUGACAAUACUGGUUUCUAUACUAAAAUCCCACAGUGUGAGGUGAGAUUGAUUGAUUCCCCCUUUACUUCAUAUAACUACAGUCUUUACUGAUAGUUAUUUCGACAGACAUCUUCAAGGGCAAAUUCAGUGGUUAUCUAGCCAUUGUUCAUUCCUAAAUGUUGUUUCAGUCCAUACAAAAAUACAUUUCCGGGUUCUAAUCAAAGUAAAAAAAAAAAAAAAAAAAAAAA
Molecule: messenger RNA, 5375 nt
Organism: Sciurus carolinensis (gray squirrel)
Lineage: Eukaryota; Metazoa; Chordata; Mammalia; Rodentia; Sciuridae
Gene: Fam20a
Product: FAM20A golgi associated secretory pathway pseudokinase
Exons: 11
Coding region: 523-2139 (538 amino acids)
Cellular component (GO): Golgi apparatus
Molecular function (GO): protein serine/threonine kinase activator activity
Source: RefSeq, a predicted model, not a curated record